Messenger RNA from Belonocnema kinseyi, 1733 nucleotides. RefSeq lists its product as uncharacterized. The coding region runs from base 363 to 629 and encodes 88 amino acids. Lineage: Eukaryota; Metazoa; Arthropoda; Insecta; Hymenoptera; Cynipidae. The transcript has 3 exons. The record is from RefSeq and is a predicted model, not a curated record.
ACCCUGGUUAACUCUGACAAUCACUUGCGUGCCGAACGCGCUUGCAAACGGAUGUACAUCGGAUGUUUGUCUAUUUUUCCUAAUUGUGCCAUUGAACAUCACAUACUUUCAAUUAAUUGCCAAUGUCCUUGGAAGAAAGUAAAAAAUUCAUUUUAACGGAAUUUCGUAAAGUGCACUUUCAUCUUAUCUCUACGAAAAAGUUUGGCGAUAAGAAGAUCUCACGUGCGUCAAGAUAAUUGCCGUAGAAAUACCAGAGAUAGAAAAAAGCAUAUGAUAUUCUCUCCAGCAGACUUCGCUAGAAGAUUGAAUAACAAGAUACUGAGGUCUCAUCCGCUCGAAAUUCAAUCAAUAAAAACAUCGCUAUGGCUCAAACUCAAAUGCUUCUUCAGGAACCUGGUUGGAAACUAGAAAAAAAAGGUUCAGCUCUCCUUUUGCGCAGAGAUAGCUCCCACCUGAAAACAGCCAGAGUCUGCUUUCGAUGUGACGUAGAGGUUCGUGAAUAUGAAAGAGAUGAAGAAUAUUAUGAUAUGGAACCGGAAGUAGCAGCAAGUCCUCUAGCCAUGUGUGCUAGUUGCUUGGCAGCACUUUGUGUCACUGUCGUUCUUCCUUGGCUCCUAAUUGGCGGUUAAAUUAAAGAAAAAGAAUUACCACUGGGCGAAAAAGGUUCCCGAAACGAAAUUUCUCAUCAAGAGACUACAACAACCUAUGCGGAUUAAUUUCUUAUCGAGGGCACUCACCAAAUCAAGAAGAUCUCAGGAAUGCUUCGAAAGUAGUGAAGAGAAAGGAAGGUCUCUUGGAAAGAUUCUUUCACUCCGAGCGAGCAUCAAUGACCGAAAAUUUCUGCUAAUGGUAUAUUAAGUUCAUCCAAAAUAGACUUCUGCUAAAAUUCCUGAGACUGAUCGUAAAAAUUGUAUUGAGAACAUUUCUUAUUUUUAUGGGUAUUUCAUAGAAACGAAUGAUGUGUUCUUUAUUUAUGUGUUUCAUUCAGUUUACACUGAGCAUUGUUAGGAUUCCAGUUUUAAGUUUUACAGUUUUAAAGACUUGAACCAUUUUUAAAUCUGGGAGUUUGAAAUUGUCAAUUGGAAAAAUUCCCAAACUUUAAACAAUUCUGAUUUUAAAAAGUUCAUUCAGGGAGGGCGGAGUUCAGGUAAAAUCUGGAAAUCAGGAAAAGUUCAGGGAGUUCUGUUGGUUAGGGAAAUUGCGAGAUUGUAAAUUGUAAAAUUAUAAUAUUGUAAAAUUCAACGAAUUUCUGUAAGAAGUGCUUUAAGUAGCUAUAUAGAAUAAUCAGGGCUACCACACCGAAAAUUUUAGUAACAUUUUUUUCUUAAAUUCCUUUUCAGUUACUUUGUUAAGAUAAAGACCCUAUAGUCACUUUUUAAAAUAAAAACAUCAAUUUAUUCGGUCAUAUAGCUAUUUCUGAAUUUUCUUGAAUUUGAAAUCUUUUAGAGUAUUUUAAAAGGUUCGACAAUAUUUUUUAAAAUAAUAAGUAAUUUAAAAGGAUUUAAAAGAUUUCAGGUUACUUAAAAAAUCAAAGGUAUUUUCAAGGACCUUCAAAUGCUUCCAAUCAUUAUGAAAUAUUGCAAAGGAUUGGAAAUAUUUUAGGGUUUUUAUAAAACUUCCAAGUAAUUUUAUAAGAUUUGCGAGAAUGGAAAUGAUCUUAAGGGAUUUUAAAACACUCAAUAUAUUUUCAUAAAUUUGUAUAAUGUUUUAGUAGAUUUUAAAGAAUUUAUUCU